AUGAGAAUCACCGAGAUCUCUUCGCCGGAUCUCCGGCAGACGCAGACACAGUCGCAUUCGCAGGAUCCGAUAUCUGAUUUACUCUGCAAACUAGAAGCAUUAACAACUGAAAUUGAACGUCACUCGCCGGAAUCUCCUUUGCCGGAGUCCGUCCCCGCUGCUCUUCGCCACGGACUGACUCAACUAACUUCACUCGCACCGUUCCAGAACUCCGUGAAGCUGCAAAUAUGGAAGUUGAGUUACCGUUUAUGGAACGCAUGCGUGGAUCUCUUCAACUUUGUCCGAUCAUCGUCGUCUAAAAUUACAGAGGAACACGCCAAACUCCGCCAAGUCUCCGUAGAUCUUCUAUUCCUCGUCGUUGACGUUUCCGGUGUCCCUUCACCUUAUUUCAAGUGCGCUUCGUUCUUCUACAAAACAGGUAUAAUCUGGCAUGAGCUCCAUAAGUAUGAUCUCGCUAGCAAUUGCUUCGAGAAAGCGACCGAUCUGACGUCAAACGUCGAGAUUACGAAUGUAUCCGAUCGUGAUGAGCGUAGGCUAAUUCUAGAUUUAAAUAUUGCAAGAUCAAAAACGGCUUGGGAGGUUUCUGAUAGAAAUUUGGCGAUAAAUCUACUAAAUAGAUCAAAGAGAGCACUGUUCGGAACUGCAGAGAACUACAUGGCUUUAGCGAACCAAUAUACGAAUUUCGGAAAAUUACUUUUGUCAAAAAACGAAGUCUCCGCCGUAAACGAGGCCCUGAAGUUGAUGAGUGAAGCUUUGGAAUUGUGUGAGAAAGGGCUACGAAACGUGAAAAAGCCAGACGAAACCCUAGCUUUGAAGGAAUUAAGGCUGAAGACACUGAGAUUCAUGGCAGCAUCACAUCUGCAGAGAGAUGAAUUUGAAAACGUUUUGAAGUGUGUGAGAGUUUUGAGAGACGGUGAGAAAGGGGGAGAUCAUCCGAGCUCAAGCGUCUUAGCAAUGAAGGCUUGGUUAGGAUUAGGAAGACACGGAGAAGCAGAGAAGGAGCUAAAAGGCAUGGUGGUAAAUAAGGGGAUUCCAGAGGGUGUUUGGGUAUCAGCAAUGGAGUCAUACUUACAGGCAGUAGGCACUUCUGGGGCAGAGACAGCCAUGGGUGUGUUUCUUGGAUUUCUAGGGAGGGCACACGUCAGUGCUGCCACAGCAAUUAGGGUGGUUCAGAGAGUGGUCGGUGAUUGUGUAAACGGAGAAGGAGCUAGGGUUAGGGCCAAAGUGGUUGCUGAGUUUGUAUCCAAUGACAAACUUGUCGCUCUUUUUGCUGGGGAUUUGGCUGCAAAUCAGAGGUCUGCCAUGCAUGCUCUUCUUUGGAACUGUGCAGCAGAUUAUUUCAGGUCUAAGGAUUAUGAGGUGAGUGCUGAAAUGUUUGAGAAGUCUCUGCUUUAUGUCCCUCAUGACAUAGAGAACAGAUCUCUUCGGGCAAAAGGCUACAGAGUACUAUGUCUAUGUCACCUAGGCCUCUCCCAUCUGGAUAGAGCUCAAGAAUACAUUGAUGAGGCUGCUAAGUUGGAACCCAAUGUUGCUUCUGCUUUCCUGAAGUUCAAGAUCUAUCUACAAAAUAAUGAUCAUAAUGGAGCAAUUACUCAAAUUCAAACAAUGCCAACAUGCAUUGACUUCACUCCAGAAUUCCUUUCACUAUCUGCCCAUGAAGCCAUUGCUUGUCGUGCUCUUCCUGUUGCAGUCAACUCUUUAUCCCAUCUUCUAACCUUCUUUCUCAAUGGGAAACCAAUGCCAACAACUGAAGUCAUAGCUUUUAGAACCCUAAUCACAAUUCUCAUUCAAGAACCUGGAAACGAGCCUGAAAUCCUCAAAUACAUGAAAAAAGCCCAUACCCGUUUCUCUGAACUUGGACCCGAAUGUUUUUUUGGGACAGGUGAGGUUGGAAAAAGGGAACAUAAUUGGUUUGCUUUAAAUUUGUGGAAUCUUGGGUUGAAAAGUGGACAAGAAAAGAAGUAUGAACUUUGUGGGGAGCUUUUUAAGAUGUGUGCAGAAUAUUAUGGGGUUAAAAUAGAUGGACAAACGGAGGGAAACAAUUCAAUGAUAUGUAAGUCGAUGAUUUUAGCAGUGUCUGCAAUGUUAGCUGGUGAGAAGGAAAGUAAGAACACAUUAUCGGACAAUGAAGUCAAACAUGCCAUUGAAUUGCUGGAAAGAUCCGGAAAGAUACUAAUGUCUGGAUCAACAAAAACUCAUCUAGAUGAUGAUCAAAACACCACAAUCGAACCACAUUUCUACUUUAUAUAUACAUUAAGUGCAUAUGAUCUUUACACAAGACUCAACAACACAGAAUCAAAGCAACUUGUUUGUAUAAAAAACUACGCAAACUCCAAACACUUCAACCCAAAUUACCUCCUUCAAAUUGCUCUAAAUGCAUCAGAAGGACCACGAUCAAACCCUAAAAUAGCCACAUUUUGUCUCAAAACUUGUAUCUCUUCCCUCCUCUCCUCUUUAUCACCCGAUUAUCAAACAAUUUCUCUCAUUAUCAGAAAACUAAUCACCAUCAUCAGUGUUCAUAAAGGCAAUGUAGAUUAUGAUGAUGACGAUGGUGGUGGUGGUGAUGAUGAUGGGGUGUAUGGGAUUUAUAAGAAAGCAUUAAGGAUUAUGGUGGGGUUAAAGGCGGGAGAGUAUCCGGUGGAGGAGGGGAAGUGGCUGGCGAUGACAGCGUGGAAUCGGGCAGCUUUGCCGGUGAAGUUGGGGCAGGUGGUGGAAGCGAAAAAGUGGAUGGACAUGGGGUUGGAAUUGGCGGGCAGGGUUGCGGGCAUGGAUACUUACAAGGCUUGUAUGGAGGAUUUUGUUUCUGGGGUUGAAAAGAAAGUUCAGAGUCACGGGCAUCUUUAG
This is a messenger RNA of Lactuca saligna, 2844 nucleotides long. The record is from the annotation of a GenBank genome assembly. NCBI's taxonomy places the organism in Eukaryota, Viridiplantae, Streptophyta, Magnoliopsida, Asterales, Asteraceae.